This is a messenger RNA of Monodelphis domestica (gray short-tailed opossum), 3727 nucleotides long. It is a transcript of the gene VHL, whose product is annotated as von Hippel-Lindau tumor suppressor. The record is from RefSeq and is a predicted model, not a curated record. NCBI's taxonomy places the organism in Eukaryota, Metazoa, Chordata, Mammalia, Didelphimorphia, Didelphidae.
UAUUAUAUAUAUUAUAUUUGUAUUUGUUUUUCUAAUCACUGAGCCACUUUGCUGCCUCCUAGGCAAAUAGAGGUUAAGUGAUUUGCCUAAAAUCACACAGCUAGUGCCUGAGGCCACAUUUGAACUCAUGUCUCCCAGUCUCUAGGCUGAGCCCUCUCAGCAUAUAUAUGUGUGUGUCUGGGUUUCAUUCAAACUGGGGUUGAAUCUUUAGGCUAGGAAGCCAAUCAAAGGUGGCUCCCCCCCCCCCAAUAUAUAUAUAAAAUUUGUUUUGAUGGAAGGAAUUUCCACACCUAUGCUGAUGUUAUCACAAAUCAGGACCAAAAAUCCUCAAACAAAUCCCAAAAAUGAUUUAGGGAUUUUUUUUCAUGGACUACUACAAGAAAACAAUGAGUACUAGUUCUGACGUUCCUCUUUUUCCUCCUCUUGAUACCUUUGCCUAUUAGAGUGUAAGCUCCUUGAGAGAAGGGAUUCUAUUUUUGUUUGUAUUUUUGCUCCCACUUAAUAAAGGCUAAUUGAUUGUUGUCUCUCCCAUUCCCCCCACCCCAUCCCGUUUCUCUGUGUCCUCAGCGUUUGGCAAAAUUGUCGCUUAAUAAAUGCUUGUCGACUCUGGCACAGAGAAGAUCUCUGCUCCUGAGCAUCCAAAAUUGGCUUGAUAUAACAGGGACUACUGGGAAAUUCUCAAUUGUCAUCACUACUAUUGAUAAACCUUAAAGCACUCCAAACACGUGGAAUGGUUAUUUUUGUUACUCAUUUAUUGGGCUUUUGGACUUGAUUUGACCCUUGAGUUGUCCGACACUGAGGGUUAGUCACGGCCACCCAGGGAGAAGCAGAAGACGUCCAGGAUGGUAGAGUUGCUCAGCCUCCAGGUGGCCCAACUCCCGCUAGCUCCGCCCCACGCGUGCGCACAAGCGCUCUCUCAGCGCAGGCCCCCGCCCCUGCGUCGGAGCACGUCAGGCACGUCGCUGCUGCACGCCCUGAAGGAAGCUGGGGGCUUGGGAGUCUGGGGCCCAUGAGGUGCGCUCCCUGUGCAUUCCCUCUUCUCUGGCUCCGCCGUGCGGGAUCCGAGGAUGCCGCGGGAGCCGCCCCGGCUCCGCUCCGUGAACAGUCGGGAGCCGUCAUCCGUGAUCUUCUGUAACCGUACUUGCCGCCGGGUGCUCCCCUUCUGGGUCAACUUCGAGGGGCACCCGACACCCUACCGGAUGCUGCUGCCCGGCACCGGCCGCAGGAUGAGCAGCUACCUCGGCCAUUUUUGGUUAUUCAGAGAUGCAAACACAGGGGACGGACUUCUUGUUAACCAGACCGAACUAUUUGUGCCGACUCUAAAUGAAAAUGGGCAGCCUGUUUUUGCCAACAUCACACUCCCAGUUUAUACACUGAAAGAGAGAUGUCUUCAAGUUGUUCGUUGUCUGGUCAAGCCUGAGGACUACAGGAAACUGGACAUCGUGAGGUCAUUGUAUGAUGAUCUUGAAGACCACCCUGAUAUCCAGAAGGACCUUAGGAGGCUUUCAUUGGAGUACCUUGAAAAUCAAGUGAAUAAAGAUUAAGAGACUGCUUCUGAGGCUUUACUGGGGAAGCCCUUGAGUAAUUUUAUCUAACCAUGGUUCUGUUGUUUACUGUCAAGUUCAGAGUAUCUUGUGCUCAAGAAGUAAAAUAUUCUAAUGGCAAUGGUUGCUUCAGGAAUUAGAACAUUAACAUUUUAAGUCUGUAACUGAGAUGUUAACUGUAACUGGAUUCAUUGGACUUUGUGAUGUUUAGGAGUUAUGAUCACAAAAUGCAUUUUAAUGAGUGUCCUCUUUGGGAAUAUCAUCUACCUUCAGUGAGUUGGCUGCUGUUUGGGAGUCUCGGUCCUCUGACUAAUAGGAUGCAAACUUACCUUGGAUAGGGAUACCCCCAAACCCCAGACCAGUAGCUUCCAACUCUUAACUAUAUGAUCUAUUAUGAUUUAUGAAGUUAGAACUGUGGCCAGCUUUACAGGGGGCUUUGGCUCAAUUUAGGCUGGUUCUUAAUCUGUAAGACAGUAUUAUUAAUCUAUUUGUUUACCUUUAUGGAAAAUAAGAAUUUAUCUAGUCAGGUUGUAAUUAAUCCCAAUUACAGAAUUUAAAGACAUAUAUGUGAAAAAAUCAAGAAUAAUGCUUAUGAGAGAUGAAAAAGUGACUCCUAGUGAUUCAGGAUUGUUUGUAGUGCAAGGCUGUUUUGUUGCAGAAAAGCAGAAUGCUCAACACAAAGUAUAUCAUUUUACUUGUGAGAAUACUAGCACCAGGCUUAAGAACAAGUUAUUCAGAAGUGUCUGGGAAGCUUAUUGUGGGUGGGGCUUGUAAAAAUUAAGGUGAUUAUUCAUUUUGUUGGGCAGUCAUUUGUGGAGGACUUUUUUGGUAAUUUUUAAGUUCUAUUUUUUCAGUACUAUUCUAAGGAUUUCUAAGCUGUGACUGUCUUGGUUUCUACACAGUGAAUAAGGUGCAUUAUCAAUAUUUGUAUUUCAGCCUAGCCUGAAGAAAUGACUACAAAGGCAAGAACUUCAUAGUACUGUAAAUGUUAUUGUUUUUGUUGUUCUCUUUUUUAUAUAUCUAAUGACUUAUUCAUUUAUGCCAUCAUAUUUCAUAAAGCACAAUUUUUUAAUCAUCCACUGUAAUUUUUCUACCUGAGGAAAUGUUUUUGUAUUUCUAUUUUUACUCUACUAUGUAUUUUAAAGUACUAUGUAUAUAUGUGUAUAUGUAUAGGAAUAUGGUGAGUUAACUUCAAAGCCGGAAAUGGUUUAUUCCUUAUAAACUUAACUUCUUUGUUCUGGCUUUGACUCAAUGUCAUUAAUUACACAUCCUCUAAGGGACAAUCCUUAAAGGUUGGUGUUGGAUUUUUCCUUAUUUUCCUUUUCCUAUGGUAAUGAGUUACCAAAUACUGACCUUUAGACUCAAUUCUUAUGCUCUGACUUGACCUGGACUUGGAGGCUAAAUGAAAUAAUGAGCAAUCAUUCCACCACAAUGUCGAGUUAAAAAUUCUACUUUCUUUCCUUUCUUUUUUAAGUGCUAGAGCAAUUUGUCUCUAGUGUUUCCCAACUUCUUAUUUCAUGACAGGUUUAAUUGUGUCCCGUCCCCGUCCCCCCCCUCCCCCUCACUUGCCAUAUAGCUCUUGUGUUGGGAAGAUAAAAGAACUCCAUAGAUUUUACAGAGAAUUUUGGAGUGCUAGUGGAAAGACAGAUAUUCAUAUUGAAAGAGAGAGGGAAUUUAGGGGAGUCCGAACCAGAGUCACUGAGUUUAUUCUUAGUUUCCUUUUUCAGACAGUAUGGCAUCAUGGGAUCAGGACACAGACAGGCCCUAGGCAAGUCCCUUAGAGUGCUCAGUGCCCUGGGUAACUACAACAGUGGGAGAGAAGGCUGAUACUCUGAUGAAAACCUGUCUCAUCAUGGAAGUUGUAGGUUCUGUCCCCAAUCAAUCCCCCUCCCUGCUAUUUUCUUAAAGCCUUUCUAGUCCUUCAUGAUGGGUUUUUUUUUCUCAUUAAAUCAUGCAAUUUGAAUAUUGUUUUCCAAUAUAGACUGUCUUAAGGAGCACUUCUGUUAGUCAUAUAGUAGUUUCUUAUUUCUGUGACUUAUCAAUUUUAAUAAGAUUAUACUUUUUUGUCUCAGCUAUAGUUUGUCAUUAACAACAACAACAAACAAUUUUUUGUUCAACUACAGUUUGGCAUUAAAUAGUACUAAUAUUUUAAUUUAUGAAGAAUAAAGAAUUAGGUCCAUGGA